AUGGCAGAUACCACUUCCCACGUGCCGACAGAGACCUCUGGGUCCACGGCGGCGAGCCGCAAGCUCACCAGGAAGCCCACUCACUUCUCCGUUGUGGAUGCAGUCCGAAUUGAUGCCGAAACUCUGCGGAGCAGACGCGCGCAUUGGAUCGCGGAAACGCCAGCAAAACUGGAUUGCCGAUCUCGGGCUGCCGUGGUGGUGGACUCUGGCUGGUGGGAGAUAGUGGUCACACUUGCGAUUUGCUGCGACUUGGGUCUGACGAUUGCCAGCUUCCUGCUUUCUGCCGAAGAAGCCGACUCUUUCGAGCUUUUUCUUGCAGGCGGCGGCGUGCUGAUAUUUCUCCUCCUGGAUGUAGCUCUUCGCAUUGUGAAAGAUCGGCUUGCAUUUUUCCUGGUGGCGUUGAACUGGAUUGAGUUCGUGGUGGCCAUGGCCGGACUUGUCACAGUCCUGAUUGAGGUAGAAGAGCGGCUUUCGGCGGGCUCCACAGGGCCCAAGCAACCUGGAGCUUCUCUGGGACGGACGAUUCGACCGGUGCUGCGAGUGUUCCGAGUCUUUCGGGGGUUCUUCACCUUCUUCGCCUCCAGAGGUGGCAUCCAGGGCCGUAUCAACAAGGGCGUGGACAAGCUGUUCGACCACUUAGUGAGGAAGCAACUGGUAGAAUUCCUACUCAUGCCGUCGGACAACAUGACCAUCCAGCCCUCUCAAGGAAUCUUGCACUUGGAGAAGGCACAAAUUAGAUCUUCGAGGCUGACCAACAUGCAUAUGCCGCUGCUCCUCUUAGCGGGCAUCUUUGACAUGGUGCACUUUGAGCUCAAACUUGGCAAGUUAAAGGUCGGUGCCCACCGCCUCAUGAUUUUUAUGCAAAACGUCAUCCUGGUCCUUGGCCCGGGCCGCAGCGAGGAGCGGUCUGCAGACUGGAACUACGCAGAUGUGAAGGAGGCAAAAACCAAAACCAUCCGCUUAGCCGCCAAGCUUCUGGAGGGCUUUGCAAAGCCGCGGAAGCCCAACGGCGAGGCGAAGGAGGGAGCGGCAGCCUCCGUGCGCCGGGAGAAACAGGCGGGCUCUAGCUGGGUACGACGGAAGAUGGCAAAGUUGCUGAGGGACAUCCUCAACAACGGAAUGCAGAUUGCCAUUCACGACUUUGAGAUCCGGUACGAGGAUGAGAGCUCCGGCAUUUGUGGGCCUCAUCGCAUUGUAGGCGGCUUUGUGGUGGACUCCUUGCAGCUCCGAGCUGUCAGCGAGUCCCAUGGCCAUGGUGACGAUACGCAUCGCUUCCGAGCCAAAGGUGCUUGGCGGCCCGGCCUGGGCCAGAACGAAGAAGACGAAGUCCAGCACAAUUCCUUUUCGUGGAACAUGAAAACCUUCAGCAGUGCCCUUCUGUCGAGCAGAACGGCAAUGUCGAAUAUGUCUCAUCGCCUGUUCGACUUCAGUCAUGGAGUGCACGGAGGUCUCCACGGUCAUGGGAUCAAGGUCUUCUGGGAUAUGUUUCCGGUGGACGUAAGCGAAGCCUCCAGCAGCGACAUGCCGGCGGAAAGUGGUACUAGAGCCACCUCUCAAUUCCGGCUGCGCUUGAAGGAGGAGAGUGGCUACAACAUCAGUGACUUCUUGAAGACCCGCAAGGGCUUGCGAAUGUGGGAGGGGCUGCGCUACGGCAUUUGCUCUGUGGUCAUGCAGAAAUUGCUAGACGAACGGCGAGGAGCGGAAGGCGUGCACCUCUCUGCCCACCGCCUCAGAGAGAAGUCGAGGAGACUGCGGGACAUCAUUGGCCAGCACAAGUACUUGGUGGAGCCUUUCCACUUCACCGUGCACUUUGUGUUUCGUCCUGUCAAGGGCACUGGAGCGCACCCGCAGCUUGACGUGGACCUCAAAAUCCAGGAGCUAUCCACUCUGCUUGACAUGACGCAGUUGAGGGGCCUUUGUGCGAUUCUUGGCUAUGUUCAGACGUGGAUGCGGCAAGACACGCUGUUCCAAUGGAAGCCGCCUCCUGCUGCUUACAGGCAGGUUUCUGACACCGGGGGCGUCGGCCUGAACAGGGGAAGGAUGCUGUGGGCAUAUGCAUUAAGACUUGUGCUGUUCAGCAUCCACCCCAAGUACUUCUGGACCUCCCUGGCCUGGAUCCACAUGCGGCGCAAUGCAUGUAUGCGCCAAGCACUUUUCGAAGCCCUUGCCGCAAGGAACGUCGACCAGGAGCGCGUGGAGGUGUUGCAGGUAAGCCUUCCUUUGUUGGAAUGCUUGGCCGUGCGGAAGGAAUUCUUGAUCUAUCAAGCCACCAGGUUCCGGGCGUGCAACACUGCAAUGCGUCACAGGUCACAUUUUGCUUGGAUGUCCCAGACUCGCCUAAACAGGCAUGACAUAUCUGGUGUGGCAGCCUGUGUCCAAUUGCCAUUUGCGGAGACUUGUGCAGUACACUUUAGUCGUCGGUCAUUUUUGUUCUUUCGCAGCAGGAAAAGAGAAGAGUCCUACUUUGUGAGAAAGAUGCUUGCCAGCAUGUAG
This is a messenger RNA of Effrenium voratum, 2493 nucleotides long. The record is from the annotation of a GenBank genome assembly. NCBI's taxonomy places the organism in Eukaryota, Dinophyceae, Suessiales, Symbiodiniaceae.